AUGAGCCUGCAAAAUCCGGUUUUCAUUCCGGGGCCUACAAACAUCCCCGAAAGCCUGCGCAAGGCAUGCGACAUGCCGACGAUCGACCACCGAUCGCCGCUGUUCGGCGAGAUUCUGAAUCCCGCGCGCGAUGGCGUCCGGAAGAUCCUGAAGUCGGCCGACGCCGACAUCUUCAUCUUCCCAUCGACGGGAACGGGCGGCUGGGAGACCGCUCUGACCAACACGCUCAGCCCCGGCGACACGGUGCUGGCGGCCCGCAACGGCAUGUUCAGCCACCGCUGGAUCGACAUGUGCCAGCGCCACGGUCUCAAAGUCGAGAUCGUCGAGACGGCCUGGGGCGAAGGCCUGCCCGCCGAGCGCUAUGCCGACAUCCUCAAGCGCGACAAGAGCCAUUCCAUCAAGGCGGUCCUUGCGACCCACAAUGAGACCGCCACCGGCGUCCGCUCGGACAUCGCCGCGGUCCGCCGGGCGCUCGACGAUGCGGGACAUCCCGCGAUCCUGUUCGUCGAUGGCGUCAGUUCGAUCGCCUCGAUGGACUUCCGGUUCGACGAAUGGGGCGUCGAUGUUGCCGUCGCCGGAUCGCAGAAAGGCUUCAUGCUGCCCGCCGGCCUCGCCAUCGUCGGCUUCAGCGAAAAGGCCAUGGCCGCCACCAAGACGGCCACCCUGCCGCGCACCUUCUUCGACGUCCAUGACAUGGCCCUGAGCUAUGAGAAGAGCGCCUAUCCCUAUACGCCGGCCGUCGGCCUCCUGAACGGCCUGAACCAGGCCUGCGGCAUGCUACUGGCCGAGGGUCUGGACAGCGUCUUUGCGCGCCAUCACCGCAUCGCCGAGGGCGUGCGCGCCGCUGUUGCCGCCUGGGGGCUGAAGCUGUGCGCCGCGACGCCGGACGUCUAUUCGGACACGGUCUCGGCGAUCCGCACGCCGGAGGGUUUCAACGCGACCGACAUCGUCACCCAUGCCGCGCAGACCUACGGGGUCGCGUUCGGCGUCGGCCUUGGCGAGGUCGCCGGCGAGGUGUUCCGGAUCGGCCAUCUCGGCAGCCUGACCGACGUCAUGACGCUGUCAGGCAUUGCCACGGCCGAAAUGUGCAUGGCCGAUCUGGGCCUCGACAUUGAGCUUGGCUCGGGCGUUGCCGCCGCGCAGGACUAUUAUCGCGCCCACCCCCCCGUCACACGAAAGGCCGCCGCCUGA
This is a messenger RNA of Effrenium voratum, 1191 nucleotides long. NCBI's taxonomy places the organism in Eukaryota, Dinophyceae, Suessiales, Symbiodiniaceae. The record is from the annotation of a GenBank genome assembly.